ACCUUUGCUUUUUUUCUUUUUCUCUCUCUAGUUCUUGUUCAUGUUCUUGUUUCUCUUUGGGAUUUGAUAUCAACUAGCUCAAUUCCCGAGGAAAAUUACUUUUUCUUUAUAUAAUUCAGAGAAGAUCAAUCAAUCUUCAUUUCAUCUAUUGAAGAAAGUUGAAUAAGUAAGAAGUUAGUGUAUGUGGCAAGUGAUAUAUCAAAGAUCCAAAAUUUCUUGUCACCAAUUGAUGAAGUGAUCAUUCCUUCAUCUUUGCUUAAGCUUCAACACUCUCUUGUUUAGAAGUUGUUGUUGCGGAUAAGAUGGAAUCAUUUACGCCCGUGCCUCCCGGUUUUAGAUUUCAUCCUACCGAUGAAGAACUUGUUGAUUAUUACUUGAGGAACAAAAUAACUUCAAAGAGGACUGACUUUGAUGUCAUUAAGGAUGUUGAUCUCUACAAAAUUGAGCCAUGGGAUCUUCAAGAACUUUGCAAGAUUGGAAGCGAUGAUCAGAACGAGUGGUAUUUUUUCAGCCACAAAGACAAGAAGUAUCCAACCGGAACUCGUACUAAUAGGGCAACCAAAGCCGGAUUUUGGAAGGCUACUGGAAGAGACAAGGCGAUUUACUUGAAACAAUGCUUGAUUGGUAUGAGAAAGACUCUUGUGUUUUAUAAAGGUCGUGCCCCGAAUGGGCGCAAAUCCGAUUGGAUUAUGCAUGAAUAUCGAUUAGAGACAGAUGAAAACGGCACUCCACAGGAAGAAGGAUGGGCUGUGUGUAGGGUUUUCAAGAAGAGAAUCGCUACAACACGUAGAAUGGAUGAUCUCGAAUCACCACAUUGGUACGAUGAACAAGUAUCAUUCAUGCCUGAUUUUGAUUCACCGAGGAGCCUAUCUCAUCCUUACAAUUCAUACCCUCGCCAAAAUCUAAACUACUUAUGCAAGCAAGAGCUCGAAUUGCAUCACAACAUGUCCCAUCACCAUCAUCAUCACGAUCCGUUUCUCCAACUUCCUCAUUUGGAAAGCCCUAAAAUGCCUCCUCAGCCAACCGCUAGCGAAAGCUGUAACUCAAUCGCUCAAUAUGCUACUCAAGAAGAUCAUUUACAUCAAAACAUGAUACACCAUCAUGUGAGCCCAAUGUUUAGCAACAACAACAACAACGAUCAAGCUGUUGAUCAAUUGACAGAUUGGAGAAUCCUCGACAAAUUCGUCGCAUCUCAACUUAGCCCAGAAGAAGCAUCUAGAGAAGAAGACCAUUACCCAAAUGCAACUUCCUUCCAUGUGACUGAUCAAAUGAGGCAAGAAAUGGCUUCAACAGAGUAUGCAUCAAUCUCCACCUCAGCUUGUCCAAUUGAUCUAUGGAAAUAAACUAUAUUAUAUAUCCUCCAAACCAUACAUAAUCAUAAUAAUACAUAUAAUAAUAAUAAUGAUGAUAAUAAUAAUAAUAGGAAGAUGAUGGUCUAAAAGAAAAACAAAAUCAAGGAAUUUUGAUUCAGCUUGAUGUACAUUAUUAUUAUUAUAAGACCUAGUACAUGGGAUAUACAUAUAUACAUGCAUGCUACCCAUUGUAUUAAUGAAUUAAAGGGUAGCAACCUUAAGAAUUAAGAUGCAUAUUAUAUAAAUAAUUGACUAUAUAUAUAUAUAUAUAUACAUAUACUAGAUGGUUUGUCUGAAUUGACUUUUUUAUUAAGUAAUAUUGUUGUUUUGUAUUGUUAUUUCUCAAAUUUGAGUUGUUGGAGAGAAGAUGUUAUAUAAACUACUGUCUCUUCCUACAUAAAUUUCUUCUCAUAUGUAAUGAGAAUUGAAUUACUAUUCUUUUUC
This is a messenger RNA of Impatiens glandulifera, 1796 nucleotides long. RefSeq names its product NAC domain-containing protein 7. Gene Ontology annotation, molecular function: DNA binding. The transcript is spliced from 4 exons. The record is from RefSeq and is a predicted model, not a curated record. Lineage: Eukaryota; Viridiplantae; Streptophyta; Magnoliopsida; Ericales; Balsaminaceae. The coding region runs from base 303 to 1343 and encodes 346 amino acids. Gene Ontology annotation, biological process: regulation of DNA-templated transcription.